Notodromas monacha is the source of this 2807-nucleotide messenger RNA. NCBI's taxonomy places the organism in Eukaryota, Metazoa, Arthropoda, Ostracoda, Podocopida, Cyprididae. The record is from the annotation of a GenBank genome assembly.
UACUUUUCGCUUUCAGAUGAGCUGGGGUCUGGGCUGUUGUGUUAAUUACAAUGGGAGGAGCCGCGCAGCUCAGCUCAGUCUCUGAAUCUUUUUGUGCCCGAGAUUUCUGUUUUCCGUGGUGACUUUUUGAAGAUGCUUUAAAGCCAAAACCCUGGCUUUCUUCCGGAUCUAAGCAUCUCGCGUGUUUUACCCGUUUAUCCAACUGUGUACCUUAAGCUUAAAAUAAUAUAGAACUAGCCAUGGAAUGGCGCAACGAUUCACGGACCAGUCGCCACCGAGAGAGCGACAGAGACGAUGUCACUGACGCGAGUCCGAGUCCGCAGCCUGAGAAAGAGCUUGCUACGAAAGUGCUCGUUAUUCAGUCAAAGCGCUUCUACUUGGAUGUGAAAGAAAACAAGCGUGGGAGGUUCAUCAAGAUCGCUGAGAUCUCAGCGGAUGGAAGGAGGAACCAGAUUUUCUUCGCUCUGUCUACCGCCGGGGAAUUUCGCGGGCAGUUGACCGCAUUUAGCGACUUUUACUCGGGACUCGGACCCCCGAAUCCCGAUCACGGUCCAGAAGAUGGGAAGCUCAAGUCGGAGUCGAUUUCGAAAGACAACCGCCGUUAUUAUUUAGACCUCAAGGAAAACGCUCGUGGGCGAUUCCUGCGGGUUUCGCAAACUGUGGCCCGAGGUGGUCCCAGGGCGCAGAUUGCGAUUCCUGCUCAAGGAAUGAUUGAGUUCCGGGAUGCCCUGACGGACUUGCUUGAAGAAUUUGGCACUGAAGAUGGAGCUGCCAGCAAAGACGAUUUACCGGAAGGAAAGCAUCUCAAGGUGGAGAACAAGAACUUCUACUUUGACAUCGGGCAAAACAGCCGUGGUGUCUACAUGCGCAUCUCUGAGCAGGUGAAGACAAACUUCCGGACAUCAGUAACCAUCCCGGAAAAGUCGUGGUCGCAGUUCCGGGACGUGUUCACCGAGUAUGUGGACAAGAUGAAGGAUGGUGUGUUGAACGUGGGCGACAGUGCAAAGAACUGACUACUCUCCAGUUUCCGGCUCGUGCAGAAAAUAGAAUCUAGCGCAUUUCCUGUGUCGUCUCACCAUUUGGUCCUGUGAUAAAAGAAUCGUCUCUCGCUUGAAAAAAAAAUUCUCGUCCCUCCCUUGUCUGCCAAUUUUUAUUACGUUGGUGUUAGUGCGGUAUGAAGAGCAAUUUUUAGACACGUAAGUUCGAUGAGAUGGGAUGUAAUGUAAAGAAGGAGUUUUUUUUAGACGAACGGGGUUCUUGUGCCACGGGACCAUGGGUGAGGAUGACUGCGGGAAGAUAUGCGCUGUAGAUGCGAGAUUGGGUGGUGAAGAAAUUCUGGCGGCUCUCUGAAAAAGAAAGACGAAAGAAAGAGAAAGACGAGGAAUAGUUCUAGUUUAUUACUUGUUCGUUUAUAUCCGAAAGAGAAAGAAGAAAAACCCCUUUUUUUCGCGCGUUGGAUACCGAGUCUGUGAUGGGAAUGAGCUGAUUGAAAAAGGGCUCCAUCGACCCCGGUUUUAGUGCAGCGGACUUUGCUUGGUUCCCAGUCAGUGAGUAUGUAUUACCCCGGUGAAGGAAUAGCUUUGGUCUUGGAGGCAUUCAGAGGUGCACAGUGUUGGGCCUUUGUGUCUCUGUGCCUCGUGGUUCAAGCCGCCCAGCGUCGACUCGGUUUUGUUUGUGGUUUUUUUUUUUUUUUUUCUGCCAGGCAUUUGGUUGCUGUAGCCCUCGUCUUGUUUGCCGGGCUCAGGACGCGCCCGGGCGACUUGCAAAUAUUUUUUGACGGACGCGUGAAUGACGUUUUUUGUAGCUUCUUUUGGGGACGGAGGAGUUUGGAGGGAUGAGAAUGCUGGUGCAAGAUGCAAGCAAUUCUAGCUUUGUUCAAGGUUCUCUUUGGAAGUGAUUCGGCGACUGGAUGAUUGUUACUUGGAUGGAUAAAAGAUAACCUUGCGCAAGUGAAGAAACCCACCCUCCUGCAUCGCUUGAUACGAUUUUUCCUACCUGAAAAAUAUCGCAUGGAGCAGCGUUCCCCGAUCCGUGGUCCGCAGGAAAUGUUCUCUAGUUCAAAAUAAUUAAUCAGAAGUAGCAAUGAAGGAUGAUACAGUAUCUUUAUCUGAAAUUUUUUAAGAUGAUGGCAGUUGAAAUUAUCUAAUGAAAAAGAAAUUUUGGCUUUCCUCCCAGUAACACUUACGACAAAUGUUUAACAACAAAGUAAAUUCUAAUUUUUCAUUCUGAGAAACCUUUCUUCAAACCCCAUUUCUAAUAUUUUGAAGAUAUUCCACCAUAGCUGCUUCAUUAAUUAUUAAUUUUUUUCAAGUGCAGAAACUUUUGGAAUACCUGCCAUAAACUCUUUUAAGCAAAAUGUUUUUGAUUUUGUCAAAAUUUUAUGAAACUGCACUGCAGAAUUGUUUUGGGAAAUUUGCCAGUCUGCGGGCCCAAAAAGGUUGGGGAUCACUGACCUAGAGGUUUUUCCUGUCUGUGUCACUAAGAAAAGUAUUGUAUUUAAUCAAGUACCAUGUUUAACUUUUUUUGCAACAAAAAAAAAAAGAGGUGCGCAUCACAGUUGGGCAUUAAUUUUCACAUUUUUCAAAUUUCUCUUCUAGAAUGAUUCUAUGCUAAGCGCAUGAGGUAUAAACAUCAACAUUAAAUUGGACUUUUGUACAGAUUUUUACCCGGUGUAGUUUUUAAAACAUGCAUUUUGGGAACUGAAAAAAAGGUGUUUGUCUAAUUCAGGGAAUCAUUGUUUUUCAAAAUUUGAGCUAAAAAGGUGUGUGUGGUACUUGAGUAAAUACAAUAAUCAGCACAGAUGAAAA